AUGAAACUUUUCAAGAUUUUAUAUUUCAUUGCUGCCUUAUUGGCAAUUAAUUUAAUAGCUCCCAGUGUUUGUAACGAAAAUGUUCAGGUAAAAAAAAAAAAAAAAGGAUGUCCUCUUAGAAAUUUUAAUUUUCAAGAAUUCAGAAAAAAACAUAAAAAUGCAAUUUUGAUUUCAUCUGUUGUUUCUGCUAUGGCUCUUUUAUUUGGUACUGCAUAUGGUAUAGGACUUCAUUUGAAUAACAAAACAUUCACAAAAAGUAUUUUAGAUGUAGGAAAGAAAAAAUCAGCAUCAAGAUCACCUCACCUUAAACUUAAAUAA
Molecule: messenger RNA, 318 nt
Organism: Plasmodium adleri (nom. inval.)
Lineage: Eukaryota; Apicomplexa; Aconoidasida; Haemosporida; Plasmodiidae
Product: early transcribed membrane protein 12
Exons: 1
Coding region: 1-318 (105 amino acids)
Source: RefSeq, a predicted model, not a curated record